Molecule: messenger RNA, 1271 nt
Organism: Apis dorsata (giant honeybee)
Lineage: Eukaryota; Metazoa; Arthropoda; Insecta; Hymenoptera; Apidae
Exons: 6
Coding region: 303-1034 (243 amino acids)
Source: RefSeq, a predicted model, not a curated record
AUCAUUCAUUCCAAACUCAUUGAGCCGCGAUCAAAGAAAAUUUUUGCGCCGCGAAAACGUUUGGUUACUCGACGUAACUAUUCAGAACGAUUCGUCAUAUCGAAUAACGGAGUUCGAUUUUAUCGGGAUGUUUGCGAGGGAUGUUUAGAAAACACUGCAUAGCAGAAGUGUGUUUAACCGUUGCCCGCUAUAAAAUCGAUCGCCCUGUCGGCACUUGUCAUUACUCCAUGCAACGUCUUAUCGUCCGACGAUCGACGAUCGACUGUCCUCCGUUUUCACCGCGAUAAGAAAGUGAUGAAAAAAUGAAGUUUUCCGCGAUCACGUUGCUGUUAAUCGUCCUACAAGUACAUUAUGGUUCCUUUGCCAAAUUAGAAUCUAAAGAAAAUCAAACGGAGGUCGAUCAACAAAGGAGCGCAAGGGUUCAUCGGGUGUCCGACCGCGAGUUCACCGGAAAUGAAGAUUCUCAGUUAAAGAAUGCCAUCAAGGACAUCGUGAUCAAGCAGGCUGUUCUAUUGGGGAGCGAGGAGAUCGAGAAAUUUCUCACCGAUUUUCCUAAUUUGAGCAAUCUCGUGCAACACGAGACCCAAUUGUUUAAGGAGCUAAACAUGAUCCUAAUGGAGCUGGUUCGAGACGGAACGGUCACGUUGAAAAACAUAGAUCAUACGAUCAACGAGAUGAUGGGGAUGAGCGUGUCACAGACUUCCGUCAAACCUGUAACAAAGAACGAUAAUCUGGGAAAUCUUUCAAAUUCGUUAGAGCAAUUGGGUAGCCAAGAGAACGAGAAUCGGGAGAAUUCGAGACUUCCGGUCUCUCGGAUCGAAUCGAUGAACGAACAGGAGCUGAGGAAGGUGAAGAACGUAGCCCAGACACUGGACAAUGUGAUGAUGGAGAUCCAGAAACACGUGACUUUCGUUCGAAGCGUUUUUGACAGGCUUUGCAGGAAGCAUCAUUCUACAUCGUCCAAUCAAUCGAAUUCGAAUGAUAUUGGAAAAUUUGCGUCAAUGAAUCAACCUAAGAAAGUAUCGAUAUUUUAAAAGAUAUAUUAAUAUUCGUAAGGAAUAAUGCGAUUACUCGUCUUUUACGUAGUCCUUGAUUUCCUAAUUAAAUUUCUAAAAUAAUAAUAAAAUUCUAUAUAUAUUUGUAAAUAAAAAAAGAAAAAUAAUUGCGAUCGCCUCGAUAUCUCUUCGUAAAAAAAUAAUUUUAUAACAAUUCGACGAUGUUUUAUAAAAUCGAAAUGUCAAUAUUUUCAAUAAAAGUGUUGAGAAAAAAGA